GACAUCGACGUGACGCGCUGUCAGCUGACUGCAGUAAAUUCCUCGACCUUCGCUGCAAACACAACAUCAUCUGUUAAAACCAGCUAUUUUUUCCUCUUUACUGACAUAUUUUAACGAACCUAAUAAUGGCGAGUCAGUCCCAGGGAAUUCAACAGCUCUUGCAAGCAGAAAAACGUGCUGCGGAAAAGGUGGCCGAAGCUCGCAAACGCAAGAAUCGCCGUCUGAAGCAGGCGAAGGAAGAGGCUCAGGCUGAGAUUGAGCAGUAUCGCCUGCAGAGGGAGAAGGAGUUCAAGACCAAGGAGGCAGCGGCUCUUGGUUCCCAUGGUAACUCGGCUGUGGAGGUGGACAAAGAGACCGUGGAUAAGAUGGCUUGCAUCCAGAGUAGCUACCAGCAAAACAGGGAGGCUGUACUGGGCAACCUGCUGAAGAUGGUGUGUGAAAUCAAGCCAGAGAUCCAUGCCAACUACCGUUUCGCUGGAUAGACUCCCCCCCCCCUCCUCCUCCUCCUCCCCCCCCCCCCCCCCCCCCCCCCUCCCGCUACUUUCGUUUAUCAUUAAACCCUUAAACUAAGGAAAAACUGAACUGAGGCAGACACACCUUGCACCGGAUCACAAUGUCCAUACGCACCAUAGUAUGUUAUAUGAUAAUCUACCUUCACAUUCCUCCAUUUGAUCUUGUCUCUCUAGUAUUGAUAAAUCCACUUUCAUCAACACUAUUGUUAUAAUCUGUAUAUUAUAUGUUGAGAUAGUGACACCCACAGUUCAGUCAGACAGAUGUCAAGAAUAUGGUAUGAUUCAAGUAAAGAAUAUAGUAUGAUUGUUUCAGCUUGUUUCAACACAUUCAAUGGUGAUAGUUUAGUUUUGGAUACGGUGCAGUGUCUUUGUCUCUGUAGUUCAUUCUUAUUGGCUGGCAGAAUCAUUAAGACCAUUUUUGUGAAAGUUAAAGUGUGUGUUUGUGACUGUGCGUGUGGGUCUUGCUAUGCAAUGUGAUGUUUAUUUACAUCUGAUGCACAUGUCUUUGUUGUUAUAUUUGUGGAGACAGAAACACAGUAGUUCCCAUUUACCUGCUGUCCAUUUGUUUUCCCUCUCCAUCCUGUGGCUGUAUGGUCUUGUAUGAAUAGGGAACAUUCACAAAUUGAAACAAGAUACUGGAAUUAAAUGUUUUGGUGGAAAGCAA
This is a messenger RNA of Hypomesus transpacificus, 1176 nucleotides long. RefSeq names its product ATPase H+ transporting V1 subunit G1 (gene atp6v1g1). The transcript is spliced from 3 exons. Gene Ontology annotation, molecular function: proton-transporting ATPase activity, rotational mechanism. Gene Ontology annotation, biological process: proton transmembrane transport. The record is from RefSeq and is a predicted model, not a curated record. Gene Ontology annotation, cellular component: vacuolar proton-transporting V-type ATPase complex. Bases 126 to 482 code for a protein of 118 amino acids. NCBI's taxonomy places the organism in Eukaryota, Metazoa, Chordata, Actinopteri, Osmeriformes, Osmeridae.